AUGAUGGACGCUAAUAAUUACCGUAAUCGCAUCGACGGCCGCGUGUGGACCGUCUUUGCGGCAGAAGAAUCUUCCUUUGAAGUUGGCGCGAAGAUGAUCCCGCUUCUCCGUGUCAUUGAAAUCUCCAAAUUAGCCCUCUUGGACAGUUACUGGUCGCUAGUGGCCCAUAGGAAAGAAGUAAUGCAAUAA
This is a messenger RNA of Penicillium atrosanguineum, 189 nucleotides long. RefSeq lists its product as uncharacterized. Bases 1 to 189 code for a protein of 62 amino acids. The transcript has a single exon. Lineage: Eukaryota; Fungi; Ascomycota; Eurotiomycetes; Eurotiales; Aspergillaceae. The record is from RefSeq and is a predicted model, not a curated record.